Messenger RNA from Rana temporaria (common frog), 530 nucleotides. Its product is annotated as protein ripply2.2-like. Bases 1 to 477 code for a protein of 158 amino acids. Lineage: Eukaryota; Metazoa; Chordata; Amphibia; Anura; Ranidae. Gene Ontology annotation, cellular component: nucleus. Gene Ontology annotation, biological process: embryonic pattern specification; negative regulation of transcription by RNA polymerase II. The record is from RefSeq and is a predicted model, not a curated record. The transcript is spliced from 5 exons.
AUGUUGAUCCAGGGUGGACCUUCAGAAGAGGAUGAACCUCCUUCUUUUGUCCAGAGUGAUACCAACUGCACCCCACCUUGUAUCCCGGUUAGCAGUCUUCAGAUUGGUGCCAGCAGCAUGAAAGAAGAGGGAGCAAUGACCUUCACGGAACAAGAAGAAAGUACUAUGAUUGAGAAACGUAUUUUUGUAAGCUACCAUAUAUGUGUUAUUCUGCUUUUUGCUUUUUACCAGCCAUAUGUCCCCGGCCUGUGUGAAAAUCCACAAUCUGGACAGAAAGCUGCAGAAUACAACCACCCUGUGAGGCUAUUCUGGCCCAAGUCCAAACCACUUGACAAUGUGUAUUUGGAAGCUGCAGAUUUAUUACAAAGCUUUCCAGUCCAAGCUACCUUAUCAUUUUACAAUGACUCGGAAUCGGACACAGACAACGAGGAGAACAACAGUGAGGAAGAACAGGACUCUGGAUUUGAAUCUGAAUAACAAGAUAUGCCAAUAGGACUUGACUACAUAAAUAGCUGUGACAUUUACAAUGG